Solanum stenotomum is the source of this 735-nucleotide messenger RNA. RefSeq lists its product as uncharacterized. Bases 1 to 735 code for a protein of 244 amino acids. The record is from RefSeq and is a predicted model, not a curated record. Gene Ontology annotation, molecular function: zinc ion binding; nucleic acid binding. NCBI's taxonomy places the organism in Eukaryota, Viridiplantae, Streptophyta, Magnoliopsida, Solanales, Solanaceae. The transcript has 2 exons.
AUGUCCAGUGAGGAAGUUAGGUCGGCUCUUUUGAUGAUUGCUCAAGCCGUAACUACUCAAUCCCAAGCCAUGCCGGCCCAAGAUACUAGGAGUGUUGAGACUAAUGUGAAUCCUAUUGUGAGCAAUAUAGCUUCUAGGUUGAGAGACUCUGUGAGGAUGAAUCCUCCGGUGUUCCUAGAUUCCAAAAUGGGAGAGGAUCCCGAAGAGUUUUUGGAUGAGGUGUAUAAGAUAGUCAAUGCUAUGGGGGUGACUUCUAGGGAAAAAGCGGAACUUGCCUCCUACAAAUUGAAGGAUGUUGCCCAAGUUUGGUUCACUCAAUGGAAAAACAAUAGGCCGGAGUCCAAACUCAAGAGGAAGAAUAGGGAGUUGAACAGGUUUAGGUCCGAUGAGCAAGGUCAACCUAGGUUCAAGAAGACAGCUCCGAACCAAGAUUCUUCAGGCAGUCCUAAGGUUAACCACGAGAGAGGUAGUGGACCUCCAUUUUCUGAACCUACUUGCCACAAUUGUGUGAAGAAGCAUCAUGGGAACUGCCUAGCCGGUACUAGUAGGUGCUAUGGUUGUGGAAAGAAUGAUCACCAAGUAAGAGAUUGCCCUACUCUUACAGCCAAAGGAAGGGAGGCGAAACAAGUUUCUCUUGAUAGCUCGGAUCCCAAUGCUCCAAAGAGAAACUGUUUCUAUGUGCUUCAAGCUAACAAGGACAAAGGAGCAAAUCUGGAUGAAGGUACUGAUAUGUGA